UCAUAACACGAUGGUCGGUCGCUGUGCGAGAGGCUCCACCCACACGUGGAGCAUGUACUUCGUAUCAAACGUAAUUAUAAAUAAACGGGAGUUCACCCAUUUGGAAGUGUAUGGGUGCAGCAAUCCAACCUACCCGUGCCUGCGUAGAAAGCAACGUAUUUAUUGUGUUAUUAAAAAAAAGUGGCAGAAGAAGUGAGUUCUGAACUUACUAUUCUGAACUUACAAUUGCUUCUGGAGGAGGGGCGGGGGGGAAAUGAGACAAAAUUGCAGCGUGCCUGCAUUCUUGAACAAGUUGUGGACCUUGGUGGAAGAUCCAGGGACGGAUGAUCUAAUCUCCUGGAGUCAAAAUGGCACCUGUUUUCAAGUGUCCAAUGAAAGGAACUUUGCAAAGGAGAUCCUCCCCAUGUACUUCAAGCACAAUAACAUGGCAAGCUUCGUCAGACAACUCAACAUGUAUGGCUUCCACAAAGUGGUUCACAUUGGUGUGGGCCUGCCCCGAGAUUUGGAUGAUGCAAUUGAGUUUCAACAUCCACAUUUCAGACAAGGAGAGCCUCAGUUACUGGACAACAUUAAAAGGAAGGUUUCUGUGAGCCGAGUUGAUGACCGUAAACUGAAACAGCAAGAGGUGUUGAACAUCUUGUCAGAGGUUCGACAGAUGAAGGAGAAACAUGACUUGGCUGACGGCAUGAUUCUGGCAUUUAAAAGGGAAAAUGAGGCAUUGUGGAAGGAGCUAUCAACCCUGAAACAGAAGCAAUUACAACAGCACAAAGUUAUCCGCAAGAUCAUCCACUUCAUUGCUAGUAUGGUGCAGUCAAACAGCAUGGCUGGAAUCAAGAGAAAAAUGCCUCUGAUGAUUGGUACUUCUGGAUUACCUCAUUCCUAUGCCAAGUACAGUCGACCCAUCACGAUGGAUUCUAGUCAGGCUGGCACUGCUGUGCAUGACAUUCCGAAAUGUGAAACCUGUGAGAAAAGUAGCGUUUAUCCCGGAGGCGUUAUCAUCUCUGAAAUCACUCAUUUGAUUGGGAGUCCCGAACACUGUUCCGAAGAACAGCACAGUUUUGAGAUUGGAAAGCGGAGAACUGCUGAAGAGCUGUUCAGCACAGACACAGACAACCUGGUUGACACGUCCAGCACAGUGGCUUCACAAUUCACAUCACAUGACCUGUACCACACACUUCUGGGUGAAAACUGUCAAAUGACCACAGAAGACAAUUCUGACCGGGGUGAAAUAAUUGACCAUUUGGAUAUGAUUGACAACAGUUUGGCUCAGAUGCAUUCCUCCCUCAGCGAUAAUCGACUAGACAUCAAUUUGGAUUUACUCAAAGAUCUCUACAACCCAUCGGUUGGAGGAUUAGUAACAACAUUUCCUGAAGUAGGACUGGACAACAGCAAGAGGGUAAAUGGACAAAAAGAUAAUGAUGUACACGAGGAACAAGAUUAUACAGAAUUGCAGGUCAAACAAGGUGAAGUUGAACGUCGAGAUUGCAACAACCUGCCUUUCUCAAAGGAGGAAGUGGAUGAGAUCGAUAUGUUGCCGACCUUACUGGAACUGGCGGAAGAGGCCAGCGAUGUCACAUUUUUCCCCAGCGACAUCUCAAUUUUUGACAGCGACACUUGAAACCAAGGAUGCCAUCCGAUCUACAACUAAACGACACCUGGCUUUUUACUAGAUGGUGCAAUUCUUUGAAAUGGUAGAACAUUGCGUUCCAGCUGCAAAGCAGAAUUUCCUCAUUAACGAGCAGCAAAUAUCUAGGCUCCGUGUGUUCCUUUAGCUUGCACUUAAUGACAUUAGAAUAGCGAGCAGAAUUAUCCACCAUUCAGUGUCCUAAAAGUGACCGCGCUCUUCCUUUUGACAAAAGCUAACAUCAUUAUAAAAGAGACUGCUGUGUGAUAUAAAUGGACAGGUCAGCUUUGGGCUGGUCAACUGGCCGCCUUUAGUGACAUUUCCAUCUCUGCUCCACAAAGUGCUCGAGGCAAACUAUCACUAGAUAUCAACAAGGGUAAUGACGAACUGAAGCUCUGGUAGACAAGGGAAGGGAAGGGAAAGACAACAUAGGAGAUUAUUUAUUAUUAGCUUUUCCUUAUGUUUCUUUGGAAUAGGAAGGAAUAGCAAUACUUUAUUGUCACAUGUGGCUAGGCACAGUGAGUAUUCUUUGCUUGCAUACACAAUGUAUACAAAAUCAGCCAUGAUCAUAUUGAAUGGCGGUGCAGGCUCAAAGGGCAGAAUGGCCUACUCCUGCACCUAUUUUCCAUAGCAGCCACCUACAGCCCUGACAAAGUUACAAAGCACGCUGGCUCCCCCUCUUGUCCCCCACCAGUUCCCCCACGCCCAGUCCCUAUUGUCCAUUGUUCUCCCCCUCACCUCCCUCACGACAGUCCCCCCCCCAUGCCGGGUCCUCCAUUGUUCUUCCCCUCCCCCCUCACAUUGGUUUUGGAUCGCCACCAGCCAUGGGUUUCCUUCUGUGUGCAGUUAGUUGUGUGAUAAUGAAUAUUUAGCAUUAGCUGAAUGCAACAAGCCCACUGUAAAAGCUGUCUCUGUGCAGAGACCUUUGACAUAGGGACCCUUUGAGUUUUGAUUAUUUUGGCAUUUACCUACCUGUUAUUUCCAGUCCUGGUCCUGAUCUGGUCUGUUCAUCCUUAAUUUCCAAAAGGGUUUCACUUGCACAAUUUCUGGUCUUUAUUUUCCUUGUUGCAUCGUGGCAAAUGGUGAAAGUUUGGAAUGUUUUUGUAGCGGGUUAUUUUCUAUGGAAUAGUCAAUGAAAUGGGAGAAUUAAACAUAAAAUGCAGGGAGCACCCAGAAGGUUGGUCAGCACUAGUGCAUAGUUUGACAGAGAAAUGUUGAACACAAUCUUAGCUUACCUGCUGCUGACAGGCCUGCAUUGAUUUCCUAUUUUUGUAUUGAAUUCAGAAUCAAUUUUUGAAAGCAGUUGUAAAAUGGACAGGUUUAAUCAUUUCUUCCACUGUUAUUGUAACAUCUCAGUCUUUGCAUUUCUCCGCUUUCCACACAAACGCAACGCAAUCCCAUUUUGGAUUUCUUCUACUUGUCUAAUUGUAUUGUUAUUCACACAAGUUCUACAGGCCGAACCACACCCAGCCAACUCCAAACAAUUAUUUUGGCUACACAAAAGCCCACAAAGUGCUGGAGUAACUCAGCGGGUCAGGCAGCAUCUCCGGAGAACAUGACUAGGUGACAUUUCAGGUUGAGGCCCUUCUUCAGAUUAUUUUGGCCAGAUUAUUUUGAAGACAAAAUACGAGAAUAUUUUCUGGGGUGAUGGAUUUUAACUUUAAGAUUGGACAGGAGCAAAGGUGGUUGAUCUCCAUGAAGCAGAGAUUGCAAGGAUAUUCAGCUGAGGUGGACAAGUUCAUGAUAGGUGUAGAUAGAGUAAAUCGAGGGAAUCUGAUUCAAGUGGAGGGUGGUUGGGAAUCUAGGGGACGUGGAUUUAAGGUGAUGGCUAAAAGAUGCAAAGGGAAAAAACAUAUUUUACACAGUGAGUGUUUGACAACCUACAUCUCCGUGGCUGUUCGAAUGGUGAGGACAGGCAGUAUUAAAUUACCUUUCAAAGCUUAGCCAGCAAUCUGGCACAACUUUCAGCAUUUAAAAUAUUGUGUGGUGCUCAUGAUUUAUCCAGGCGGCACCCUAUUUAGCAGGGGAAUCACCAUUGCAAGGAUAAUGCUUUACAGAUGCUCUGAACACAUUUUGGAGUAGGGAGGCUUCUGCUAUGGGUUGACCUGACAGGAUGCUGUGUUUAUCAACCCUACGUUAGACCAUGCAAUAGGUCAGUGUCGACGGUAUAAUCACUACAUUGAGAAACUGAAUCACUUUGAUCCAAGACUCUGGACAAAACAAAAUAAGGUUGGCUGACAAAAGAUUCCUGAUACUGACUAAGUUUGGAUUGUGAAGAUGUAGUUGUGAUGAUCAUGUCGCAUGAAUGUCUUAUGCCUGAAUUGCAAGGUUGAUUUUUUUUUUAAAUCACACAUUGACUGUUGUCCAAUAAAAGAUAUAAUGUUUCAUGAAGA
Amblyraja radiata (thorny skate) is the source of this 4017-nucleotide messenger RNA. Its product is annotated as heat shock factor protein 1-like. Gene Ontology annotation, molecular function: DNA-binding transcription factor activity; sequence-specific DNA binding. Gene Ontology annotation, biological process: regulation of DNA-templated transcription. Bases 254 to 1618 code for a protein of 454 amino acids. The record is from RefSeq and is a predicted model, not a curated record. Lineage: Eukaryota; Metazoa; Chordata; Chondrichthyes; Rajiformes; Rajidae. The transcript is spliced from 13 exons.